AUGCGGCUCAUUACCAGCUCGGGACUCAGAACUAUUUGGAAACAGCAUAUUCACAAUCUUCCAACAACAAAUCUGUUGGUUCUUCACACAAUUUGUGGAUUCCAUUCCUCAUCCUCACUGCUGGCUCUGCAACUCAGUGAAUAUCUCCUGAACAAGUCACCAUCCCAUCUGUCUGAAGCCAAAAGAUUACAUGCUCUCCUGCUGGUUGCUGGUUUCUUCAAGCCAAACAGCCCACUCUCACACUUGUGCUCCCGACUGGUGCACGUCUAUGUCGAAUUUCGCUGUCAGGAGGAAGCCCUUUUCGUCUUCCAUAGACUCCCUCGCUACGAGACUAUCGCUUGUAAUGCCAUACUCAGGGGCUACAUUGACUCAGGACAGUUUGCUCGUGCAAUUCAUUUCUUCUUCAAUCACUUGGUAGUCAAACUAGGCUUUGUCCCGGACAAUUACACUUGCCCGCUUAUCUUAAAGGCCUGUUCACGAUUAGCUGAUCUUGAACAAGGGAGGAAGGUGAUCGAGUUGAUUCGUUUCAAUGAGGCUCACCACAAUUUUAAACCCAAUACUUACACGAAAUGUGCCCUUAUUGACAUGCUUACCAAAUGUGGAAGCUUGGAUGCAGCACGGAUGGUUUUCGAUGAUAUGCCUCAGACAGAGAGAGACUUGGCCUCGUGGACUGCUGUGAUAUCUGGUACAGUACAGAACGGGGAAUGGCUUGAAGCACUUAGUUUAUACAGAAGGAUGAGAGUUGAAGGGGUACGGCCUGAUUCCAUGACAGUGUCUGCUCUUCUACCAGCAUGUGGUAGAUUUGAAGCCAAGAAAGCCGGAAUGGCCCUCCAUGGCUGUGCCGUGAGGAGUGGUUUUUACUGCGAUUCGUUUGUUUCCAACGGUCUCAUGGAUAUGUACUGUAAAUUUGGAGACACAGGUGAAGCUUGGCAUAUAUUUUGCACCAUGUCUUGUAAGGAUAUGAUCUCUUGGAGCAUCUUGAUUGCUGGUUAUUUGCAGAAUUGUGAGUAUGGCAAGUGCAUUGAGCUGUAUUUUGAGAUGAAGAACUUGGGUGUAAAACCUAAUGCAGUUACUACAGCAAGUGUCCUUUCUGUGCUUGGAAAGCUUAAUUUGUCGAAACAGGGAAAAGAGAUGCAUGGGUAUAUCCUCAAGCAACGAUUUGAUAUUGAUGUUGUCGUGGGGAGUGCACUGAUUGACAUGUAUGCUAAUUGUAGUUUGAUUAGAGAAGCUGAGAUGAUGUUCGGCAUCAUGUCAGAUCGGGACAUCAUGGUAUGGAAUUCAAUGAUAGCUGGAUGUGCUUCUACUGAAAAUAUUGAUUCGGCUUUCAGGAUAUUCCGUAAGAUUUGGGAAUCUGAAUGUAAGCCAAAUUCAAUAACCCUGAUGAGCGUUCUUCCAUUGUGUGCCAAAAUGGGGGUACUUGGACAAGGCAAGGUGGUUCAUUGCCAUGCAAUUAGGAAUGGUCUUAUGGUCGUUUCUGUCCGCAAUUCCCUUAUAGAUAUGUACUGUAAAUGUGGAUGCCUAGAGCUGGGAGUGAAGGUCUUUGAUCACAUGAUGGAAAGGAAUGUAAUUUCUUAUAACACAAUUAUUUCUGCUUAUGGGAUUCAUGGAUGUGGAAAGCAAGCUUUGGUUCUCUUUGAUCAAAUGAAAUCUCUAGCAAUUAAGCCAACUGAAGUGACUUUUGUAGGACUCCUAUCUGCAUGUAGUCAUGCAGGAUUAAUUCGAAAGGGUUGGUCUCUCUACACUUCCAUGAUUAACGAUUAUGGUAUGCUGCCCAACAUGGAACACUAUUCGUGCAUGGUAGACCUUCUUGGUAGAGCAGGAAAUAUUGCUGAUGCAUGCAACUUCAUCAAAAGGAUGCCUGAGGAACCUAAUGGAUACGUUUUGGGAAGCUUGCUUGCUGCUUGUAGAGUUCAUGACAAGGUGGAGCUUGUUGAUCUUCUUGCAUCGCAAAUUGUUGAUGAUAAGCUGGAAGAUUCUGGAUACCAUAUCCUCUUGUCCAACAUAUAUGCAUCUAUGAAGAGAUGGGAAGAUUCUUCAAGGUUCAGAACAUUGAUGAAAGAGAAGGGCUUGAUUAAGAAACCUGGAAAGAGCUGGAUUCAGAUCUGUAAUCAUACUCAUAUAUUUAAAGCUAGGGAUACAUCACACCCGGAGUUUAAAAAAAUCAUAGAAGUUCUGGAAAUUCUCUUAUCAGAGAUGACGAUAGAGUGUUUGAAAGAUUGCAGUAACAAAGUAGGCGCUGAUGCUGCUGAAUUCUACCUAUCUCUUGAAUCAAUUCAUUCUUGGCUCCCGCCUUUGCAGUUGGAUUUUAGAUCAAUUAAAUUUACUGGUGUUACCUCAGUCACUAACCAUGCUAUUCUUGAGCAGAUUUUUCAAGCAGCUGAAGGAUUAUUUAAUGGAUAUAUCAUUUGA
Molecule: messenger RNA, 2409 nt
Organism: Olea europaea var. sylvestris
Lineage: Eukaryota; Viridiplantae; Streptophyta; Magnoliopsida; Lamiales; Oleaceae
Product: pentatricopeptide repeat-containing protein At1g06140, mitochondrial-like
Exons: 3
Coding region: 1-2409 (802 amino acids)
Biological process (GO): RNA modification
Molecular function (GO): RNA binding; protein binding
Source: RefSeq, a predicted model, not a curated record